AUGUCUUUCUUCAAAGGUUCUUCUAUUUCAUUUCUUCGUAAUUUAAUUAUUGGUCAAACUCGGCAAUACACGUUUUCAAAACUGUUUAACAACAAAAUGUCUACGAAUAAUAAUUCUAAUUUAUUAAACGGAUUUAAUCCUACUCACGUUGAGCGAGAAAAUUACAAAGGAAAUUCGAUUUUAAAAGAUUCUGUGGACAGUGUCGACCCAGAGAUUUAUGCUCUUCUUAAAAAAGAAAAGGAAAGACAAAAACUUGGAAUUCAUUUAAUCGCUAGUGAAAAUUUUACAAGUAAAGCUGUUAGUGAAACUGUUGGUUCUUGUUUAACAAAUAAAUAUUCAGAAGGAUAUCCUGGUGUUAGAUAUUAUGGCGGAAAUGAAUAUAUUGACCAAGUUGAGAAUAUUUGUAAAAAGAGAGCUUUACAGCUUUUCGGAUUAAAUUCUGAGAAAUGGGGUGUUAAUGUUCAGGCACUUUCUGGUUCUCCGGCUAAUUUUGCCGUUUAUACUGCAAUUGUUGAACCUCAUGGACGUUUAAUGGGUCUAGAAUUAACAGAUGGUGGACAUUUAACACACGGUUUUUUCUCUCCAACAAAAAAAGUUUCUGCAACUUCUUUAUUUUUUGAAUCAAUGCCUUAUAGAGUUAAUCCAAAUACAGGAUUAAUAGACUAUGAUUUAUUAGAACAAAAUGCUCUUUUAUUUAGACCUAAGUUAAUUAUUGCUGGAAUAAGUUGUUAUGCUCAAUUAUUAGACUAUAAACGUUUUCGUGAAAUUUGUGAUAAAUGUGGGGCCUUUUUGAUGGCUGAUAUGGCACACAUUGCUGGUUUAGUAGCUGGGGGUGCAAUUCCCUCACCUUUUAAUUAUGCUGAUAUUGUUACAACAACAACACAUAAAACUUUGAGAGGACCUCGUGGUGUCAAAUCAAUUAAUAAUAAAGGAGAAAAAACUUUUUAUGAUUUUGAAUCAAAAAUAAAUUCUGCUGUCUUCCCAGGACUUCAAGGAGGGCCACACAAUCAUUCAAUUGCCGCUAUUGCUGUAGCGUUAAAGCAAUGUCUAACAAAUGAAUUUGUUGAGUAUUCACAUCAAAUAUUAAAAAAUGCAAAAAUUCUAGCUAAUUCUUUACAAAAUAAAGGAUAUACUUUAAUUACUGGGGGAACACAGACACAUUUAUGUCUUUUGGAUUUACGUCCAAAACAUUUAGAUGCUGCUAGGAUUGAACAUAUUCUUGAUUUGGUACAUAUUGUGACUAAUAAAAAUACUUGUCCAGGAGACAAGAGUGCCCUAAAACCAGGGGGAAUUCGUCUUGGAACUCCAGCAAUGACUUCUAGAGGUUUAAAAGAAAAAGAAUUUGAACAAGUUGCUGAAUUUAUAAAUAAAGCAAUUGAAAUUUAUCAAAAAAAUGAAGAAAUUUUUGUUGAAGCAAAAACUUUAAAAGAAUUUAAACAAAUAAUUGCAAAUAACGAGAAAUUUAAAAAUGAAAUUAAUUUAUUAGGGGAAGAGGUUAUUGAAUUUUCUAAAUGUUUUGAUUUGCCUGGUGGAGAUGAUAUUUAA
This is a messenger RNA of Meloidogyne enterolobii, 1545 nucleotides long. Lineage: Eukaryota; Metazoa; Nematoda; Chromadorea; Rhabditida; Meloidogynidae. The record is from the annotation of a GenBank genome assembly.